Molecule: messenger RNA, 779 nt
Organism: Wasmannia auropunctata (little fire ant)
Lineage: Eukaryota; Metazoa; Arthropoda; Insecta; Hymenoptera; Formicidae
Gene: Lamtor5
Exons: 4
Coding region: 210-485 (91 amino acids)
Biological process (GO): cellular response to amino acid stimulus; positive regulation of TORC1 signaling
Cellular component (GO): Ragulator complex; lysosome; cytoplasm
Molecular function (GO): guanyl-nucleotide exchange factor activity
Source: RefSeq, a predicted model, not a curated record
GGCGCGAAUGUCGAUUGUCGCGAUCUGUCAGACUGCACGUAGCGACGCGAACGCGAUCUUCGAGCGGCGCCCGCGUGAUAACCUGAUCGCAAUCGCGCGUUGGUUCUUCCUUCGACGUCGAAUUGCUUUUUUUUUUUUACGAAAACUGCUGGUUUUUGCGGAUCUCGCGCGUCGAUUGGUUUCGCGAGCGUCACGCGAGAAUCGCGAGGAUGGAACGAAACUUGGUGAAAACAUUGGAUGACACGUAUGAUAAGGAAGGCGUCGUUGGCUGCGUCUUGGCUGAUCACGCCGGUCUCUGCCUAGGAGUCAAGGGCGAUGCAUCGAGCGACAGUGCUGGGUUGAUAGCGGCCAUAGCGGAUCUAGUUGCUAAACUGGAGCCGAAAUCUGGAUCGCCAAUUAUAUCGCUUCAAAAUGAUAAUAGGCAGUGCAUUAUACUUCGUAAGGAACCCGUAGUCGGUGCUAUAUACAAAGACAUGUCGACUUGAAAUAAUCGCUAUUGCAUAUAUGGCUGAAACUUAUUUAUAUCCGAAAUAAGAUGUCUUUUUUACAAAAAUAUUUUAUUAUUUAGAUAUUAAGUAUACGCGAAUGGUUAAUAAGAGGAGACUUAAUAUGUCUGAGAAUCUUAUCUAAGAUUCUCAUCGUUUAGAGAUUUAUAAUAAAUUUCAACUAGCUGUAGAAAAAAAUAACUGUUUAUAUAUGAUCUUUUAGCAUUUUACAAGAUCUUGCAAUGAAUCUGUAGUUGAUUUAUACACAAAUCAUAAAUAAAAUAAUUUAAAGUA